UGCAUUUUCUGCCAGAAACAUACAAAAUGCAGAAAGUUUGGUGCUAUGAGGAAUAUGGUGGCAAGGAAGUCCUCAAGUUGAGGGACUUCCCGAUUCCCACUCCACUACAAAACCAACUGCUUGUCCAAGUAAGAGCUGCUGCCUUGAAUCCUAUCGAUUACAAGAGGCGCCAACGACCCAUCUUUCCUUCUGACUUUCCUGUUGUUCCUGGCUGUGACAUGGCAGGUGUAGUGGUUGCAAAAGGCAGCCGUGUUACAAAAUUCAACAUAGGCGAUGAGGUCUAUGGCAACAUCCAAGACUUUAACGCAGAGGGAAAAUUAAAGCAGCUUGGGACUCUGGCAGAGUUCACAGUGGUGGAGGAGAGCUUGGUUGCGGAAAAGCCCAAAAACCUUUCAUUUGAGGAAGCUGCCAGCUUGCCUCUCGCGGUUCAGACUGCAAUACAAGGCUUUGAAACUGCAAAUUUCAAAGAAAGGCAAACGAUUUUUAUAGUCGGUGGAGCUGGCGGCGUUGGAAGUUUAGUUGUUCAGCUGGGCAAGCACUUGUAUGGAGCUUCCUAUGUUGUCGCUACAACCAGCACUCCGAAGGUGGAAUUUGUCAAGAACUUGGGAGCUGACAAAGUUAUUGACUAUAGAAAAACUAGUUAUGAAGAAAUUGAGGAGAAAUUUGACUUUCUCUAUGAUACGAUAGGUGACUGUAGGAAUUCUUUUGUGGUGGCUAAAGAUGAUGCAGCUAUCAUUGAUAUAACAUGGCCUCCAUCGCAUCCGAGAGCUGUUUACUCCAGCUUGACAGUUUCUGGGGAAAAUCUGGAGAAGCUCAGGCCCCUUUUAGAAAAUGGGAAGCUCAAGGCUGAGAUUGAUCCGACUGGCCCGUAUAAGUUUGAAGAUGUUAUAGAAGCUUUUCGAUAUUUAGAAACUGGAAGAGCCAGAGGAAAAGUUGUCAUCUUCCCCUUCCCUUCACAGCAGUUCCCCUCAAUUAUUUCAUGCCAGAGCCAGAACAAUCUGUCUUACUCCUGAAAUGGUCCUUCAGGAAAUGUCCAUUGGCUGAGUGGGGUCAUGUGUUUUGUUUGAAAUAAAACCUUUGCUUCUUCCGCUCCAACUAGUCUGAUGACAUAAAUAACGUUACUUUCAAAACCAUGUUUAUAAAUAAAUUACAUUAUUGUCGUUCA
Mangifera indica (mango) is the source of this 1165-nucleotide messenger RNA. Its product is annotated as 2-methylene-furan-3-one reductase-like. The record is from RefSeq and is a predicted model, not a curated record. Bases 27 to 1013 code for a protein of 328 amino acids. Gene Ontology annotation, molecular function: oxidoreductase activity, acting on the CH-CH group of donors, NAD or NADP as acceptor. The transcript is spliced from 3 exons. NCBI's taxonomy places the organism in Eukaryota, Viridiplantae, Streptophyta, Magnoliopsida, Sapindales, Anacardiaceae.